Molecule: messenger RNA, 6791 nt
Organism: Talpa occidentalis (Iberian mole)
Lineage: Eukaryota; Metazoa; Chordata; Mammalia; Eulipotyphla; Talpidae
Gene: MMP15
Product: matrix metallopeptidase 15
Exons: 10
Coding region: 1-2037 (678 amino acids)
Biological process (GO): extracellular matrix organization; proteolysis; collagen catabolic process
Cellular component (GO): extracellular matrix
Molecular function (GO): metalloendopeptidase activity; zinc ion binding
Source: RefSeq, a predicted model, not a curated record
AUGGGCAGCGGCGACCGGGGCGCGCCCGGACAGCCCGGCCGGGCGAGCGGCCCCCUCGGUGGCCGGGAGACCGCGGUGCGGCCGCGACUGCUGCCGCUGCUGCUGGUGUUUCUGGGUUGCCUGGGCCGCGGCGCGGCGGCGGAGGACGCAGAAGUCAACGCCGAGAACUGGCUUCGGCUCUAUGGCUACCUGCCCCAGCCCAGCCGCCACAUGUCCACCAUGCGCUCUGCCCAGUUCCUGGCCUCGGCCCUCGCUGAGAUGCAGCGCUUCUAUGGGAUCCCAGUCACGGGUGUGCUUGAUGAAGAGACCAAGACGUGGAUGAAGCGGCCCCGCUGCGGGGUGCCAGACCAGUUCGGGGUGCACGUGAAAGCCAAUCUGCGGAAGCGGCGGAAGCGCUACGCCCUCACUGGGAGAAAGUGGAACAACCACCACCUGACUUUCAGCAUCCAGAACUACACAGAGAAGCUGGGCUGGUACAACUCCCUGGAGGCGGUGCGCAGGGCCUUCCGAGUGUGGGAGCAGGCCACGCCCCUGAUCUUCCAAGAGGUGCCCUAUGAGGACAUCCGGCUGCGGCGGCAGAAGGAGGCGGACAUCAUGGUACUCUUUGCCUCUGGCUUCCACGGCGACAGCUCACCGUUUGAUGGCACGGGCGGCUUCCUGGCCCACGCCUAUUUCCCUGGCCCUGGUCUGGGUGGAGAUACCCAUUUCGAUGCGGAUGAGCCCUGGACCUUCUCCAGCACCGACCUGCAUGGGAACAGCCUCUUCCUGGUGGCAGUGCACGAGCUGGGCCACGCGCUGGGGCUGGAGCACUCGAGCAACCCGAGCGCCAUCAUGGCGCCGUUCUACCAGUGGAUGGACACCGACAACUUCCAGCUGCCCGAGGACGACCUCCGGGGCAUCCAGCAGCUCUAUGGCACCCCAGAUGGCCAGCCACAGCCCACCCGGCCGCUUCCCACGGUGACGCCCCGGCGUCCAGGCCGGCCAGACCAUAGGCCUCCCAGGCCCCCCCAGCCACCACCCCCAGGAGGGAAGCCGGAGCGUCCACCCAAACCAGGUCCUCCAGUCCAUCCCCGAGCCACAGAGCGGCCCGACCAGUAUGGACCCAACAUCUGCGACGGGGACUUUGACACGGUGGCCAUGCUGCGUGGGGAGAUGUUUGUGUUCAAGGGCCGCUGGUUCUGGCGGGUCCGGCACAACCGCGUCCUGGACAACUACCCCAUGCCCAUCGGGCACUUCUGGCGUGGGCUUCCAAGUGACAUCAGUGCUGCCUAUGAGCGCCAGGAUGGGCGUUUCGUCUUUUUCAAGGGUGAUCGAUACUGGCUCUUCCGGGAAGCAAAUCUGGAGCCCGGAUACCCACAGCCACUGACCAGCUAUGGCCUGGGCAUCCCCUAUGACCGCAUCGACACGGCCAUCUGGUGGGAGCCCACGGGUCACACCUUCUUCUUUCAAGAGGACAGGUACUGGCGCUUCAACGAGGAAACACAGCGUGGAGACCCUGGCUACCCCAAGCCCAUCAGUGUCUGGCAGGGCAUCCCCAUGUCCCCCAAAGGGGCCUUCCUGAGCAACGAUGCAGCCUACACCUACUUCUACAAGGGCACCAAAUACUGGAAGUUCGACAAUGAGCGCCUGCGAAUGGAGCCUGGCUACCCCAAGUCCAUCCUGCGGGACUUCAUGGGCUGCCAAGAGUACCCGGACCCUGGGUCCCGCUGGCCCGACGUGGCCCGGCCUCCUUUCAACCCCAAUGGCGGUGCAGAGCCAGGGGCAGAGGGUGACGAGGGAAAUGAAGUGGAGCCCGGCCCAGGUGGUGGGGAGGGGGACUUUGGGGCAGGGCCGGACAAGGACAAGGAUGGGGGCAGUCGCGUGGUGGUGCAGAUGGAGGAGGUCACUCGGACUGUGAAUAUGGUGAUGGUGCUGGUGCCACCGCUGCUGCUGCUGCUGUGCAUCCUGGGCCUCACCUACGCCCUGGUGCAGAUGCAGCGCAAGGGAGCACCCCGCAUGCUCCUCUACUGCAAGCGUUCGCUGCAGGAGUGGGUCUGACCUGGCAUGGCCCCUCCUGCUCCUCACGGUGCUAAGGGGGCCCAGGUUGGUGGCACCUGUGGUUCUAAGAUGGCUCCUUGGGGCACCUCUCUCAGCCCCAGUGGGGGACCCCUUCAGGCCCCCCAGCAUCCCCCAUCAGUCCUGCCCCCAUUGUUUAUUUAUGCCCCCAUAUCUUUCUUUCUUUCUUUCUUUUUUGCACACUAACUGAGCAUUUGUUUCCACUUUCCUAACCAGGGUGGUCCCUCAGGACAGGGGGUUAGAGCUUUCUAAAUGUAGUUCUGCUCCAGACAGGGAAUUAGGCCCCCUACCCACCCCUGGCUUGGCCACAGCCAGAGAAGAGGAUCAAGGCCCAGUUGGAAGAGCGCCUGAGGGUUGUCGAGGUUGUUACCUCCCUCUCAGCUCUGCUGGCUUGGGAGACAAGUGGGGCCUAACUCCCCUGAGUCUUUCUCCACUUCAGCAAGUGCUUUCACCCAGGGGCAGCCCCAGGCUGGAGGGGCCUGGGGUUGGGGGGGAGGUGGUCCACUGGCUGUGAGUCCAUGUCAGUUUGGGUCAUCCCCAGCCCACCUCGGACAACCCCAGCAACCCAGCUUCUCGUGCCUAAGAACCCCAUGCCACCCCAGCCAGCCGAGGGGCCAGCGGCCCCCAUCUCCUGCAUAUCCCCUCAGCCCACACCUCCUUCCCUCUCUGGAGAGGGGGCCCUGGGCCUGCCUUAUCAAGGACCAAAGGGGGUCUGCCAAGGCCCCUCCCCCAAGGGUAGUGGUAGCACUGGGCCUGCCCCUGGCAGAGCUUCCAGCCCCUUUGUCUUUCUUCUCUCUGAGCUUUGACCCACCUGGGCUCUUCCCUGGGCCUCUGCCCACCCUCUUACACCGCUACCGGCACCCUCGGAACCCUACCAGCCUGCCGUGUCCUGGCUCUCCUGGGGGGCUGUGGGUGCCCAGGCUGGGGUGAUGAGUGCCCACAGUUCAGGGGCGCCUCCCUUCCAGACCCUGUGCCCCCAGGCUCUAGGAGGAGAGACGCAGUGGGCAGAAGCCAGCAAUCACCCCCAUGGGGACUGUGGGGCGGGGCUGUCCCCGAAAGGAGCCCACUGCUCCCUUCCUCUGGGCUCAGCCCUGAGGGCAGAGACACUUCCUCCCUCUUUUCCUUCCCAAAGUAAGUGGGAGGCAAGGCUGCUGUGGGAAAUGGUACUGUACAGCCGGCUCUGUCCCCCUCUGUCUCCCGAGAACCCUGAGCAGAAAGGAUCAGCCAGCCAGAGUCCCUGAGGCCCCUGGGGGAAGGGCCUCCUCAUGAGCUGGCACCCAAUGCGGGUCCAGCAGCUUCCUCCCCUCUUGGUCCUCAGAACCUGAGAGCCAGCGAGGGGUGGAGAGGGGUCAGAGUCCACCCCCAUACGUUUCUUCCUGUAAAUAAUCUGCACUGAUUAAAUCGUAUGGCCGGCGAGUGUGCCUCCUUCCUCAGGCUUUGGGCUGGAGCUUACAGCCCGAGGGAUGGAAGGUGGGGGCUGGGGAGGUCAUGCUAUGGUUAGGAGAUCUGCCCCUCCCCCACUAAAGUGACCUGUUCCCAGUUUGGGGGGGUGGGGUCCUUCCCAGUGACCUUUAGAAAGAAGGCCCUGGGAGGGGCAGAGCCGGGAAAGGAUGGGAGGUGGCAGGUCUCCACAGACCAGGGGAGGGCAGGGCAAGGCAGAGGGCCUGGUGGCCAUGCUGGGGAGGUACAGGGAAGGAGUGGGAACUUGGUCACUCCUGGGGAGAAAGGGCACCCUGCAGAUGAGGCAGUGGGUGGAGGAAGCUGGCCAGCCCCCCAGCUCACCCACCAGCCUGGGUUCUGGGCCACCUCAAGACCAGCUCGGAUGGGAAAGCAAGCUGCUUUGGAUUCAAACAUUGCCUUCACCACAUACUCUGCUCACAGGGUGAGGGGGUACCCACAAUCUGCCCUCUCAUCCUUGAAGAAGCAGAAAAUCUCAACUGGGCAGGGCACAGAUGAAGCCCAAGAGAACAAGGGACCGAGGUGCCAUGGCCCCUUGGGUUUGGGCUGGGCUGGCAAGCUUUGGACCCCACGUCCAUCCUGUGGGUCAAGCCUAUUGGUACUGGCUUGUACCCCCUGGGAAUGCAGUGCUCAGCCAUUGUGGGGUCCCAUCCCAACCAAGCAGAAUCUCCACAACAACUUGAGCAGGGUCCUUUAGCCUGUUCCACAGCUGUACCCUCUCCCACAGCUGUACACCCCCUCCCCAGCCCCCCUUAAUCCCACCCUUUCCUCUCUUUGUGUUGAAACUGGCUGAAGAGAGUAGGAAGUACUGGCCCUCGGAAGCCCCAAAGGCCACAGCCUCAGUUAGGAAACAGCGCAUGAGUUCCCCCACCACCGGGGCCUCAACCUUCAGCCUGGGGUCCAGGCUGAUACUAUCUUGUCAGCUUUCCUGUGGCAGAAGCCUAGGGCUCACCCAGCUAUGCCUUCUGCUUGAAACCCUGGGGUCUCCCAGAAGCCCAGAGGCUACCAGGCAGGUGGAUGGCAGUAUGGGGCCAUGGGGGUGAGAAAGGAGAGGAUGAAAGGCCUUCCUUGAGUUCUUCCUCAGAGCCCAGGCCAGAGGAGAGACUUGGCGGAGGCCUCAGUUCCUCGGGAAGCUGCCCGAGGAGACUUCCGCCCCCCUCAGGCUUUCUGGUAAAAUCUCAGAAAAAUCAGUGACUGAAGAAACAACCCAUCUCAGGGACCCAGUUUAUUCUGGGGUGAGGGGGGGCCCAGAUGUGUGACAGAGGUCUCUGAGGGGGAUUGUGUGGAGCACCUCCACCCUGCCCCCUACCUCCCCAGAAAGCCAGCCUGACCAGACUUCCCCCAGGAUCAAACAGGAGCCUGGAACUUUCAACUGUUUGUUUUUUAAUGUGGCUGUAACCUAAACUCACCUUGGGUCCCCAAACCCUCAGCACCUUUUGUUCCUUUGUAGUUUGCUAAUUCCCAAUUAAGAUAUUACAGAUAAACAAAAAGAAGAAAGCUCCAAGUCACCUUAAUUCCCCUGCCAGUGUUGACAGCUUGGCAUGUUUCCUUCCAGCCCUCUUCCCUCUACGUUGGCACAGCUUGGGGCUCUACAACCUGACACACCCUGGUCUCGAGGCCCAAUGGGGCCAUACUUCACCCAACAGACAGGAUGACAUUCCUACCUCAUGGGCUGUAGGAUGAAGGGGGUUGGGUGGCUGGUGACAGUGUCUGGCAGGUGCUCAGUGUGCGAUCCAGACCCUGUGACUCACAUGCCCCCCACUUACAUUUUACUGGUGAGAAAAGUAGGACCCAGAGAGGUAUAGAGACUUGGCCACAGUCACACAGCUAGGAAAUGAUCGUGACAGGAUGAGAACCCAGACAGACCUACUGGCUCAGCAGCUCCACCCCAGCCUGGUGCAGCUGGAGAACUGGGACAAGGAUGAGGCCACCCUCGCCCCACCCCCCACAUUCUACUCAUGGAAGACCCCAGGGCCACCAACAGAGCCUCCUUUCAGGCUAGGGUGGGAGUGAGCUGGCUGCUUCCUCCCCCUCCAACUUGGCAGAAAAGCCUUUUUGUUGUGGCUCACACAGAGGCCAUUCUCCUCAGGCUCACGGGAAGGAAUGGCCAACUUCCUGUCCAUCCACAGCCGCCCAGGCUGCAGUGGACUCCUGAGUAGGUCUGAGAGGAGCAGCCUUCCUAUCCCUCCAUGUCCUCCAGUCCUGCCUUGGGCCCAAGACUGCGGCUUUGUUCCCCAGACACUGAAACUAUAAAAGGGGCUGUAAGGACCAGUUACCUCUCAGCUAUCAUGGCAAAUGCUGGGGAUUCCAGUCUCAAGGCACUUUAGGGGCACAGCAACAGGGCCCCCAGCCCACUGCACAGGUGGCCUCACGACCCACAAAGUGUUGGCAAAACACUACCAUGCUGCUUACCCUGUCCCAGAUGUCCCCUACACUUGCUUGCCUCUGUGCCUUUGCUUAUGCUGUUCCUUCCCCCUGGAAGACUCUUCCCUACACAUUUCAUUGUGUCCAAAUUGCACAGACUCUUCAAGAUUAUGAUUUGCCUUUUCUAGAUCUCCAAUCUCCUUCCUCACAGUCACUGAGUUUCCUUCCAACUCAGGCUCACCCAGCACUUGUGUGCUGACCAUUCCUGACCUCUGAACCCAGCCUGGCCAUCCUUAUACUGACUAUGGUUCCAUUGAGCACAGACUGCGCUUAGGCAAGUUGCUCCACCUGAAUCCAAAUUCCCCAUGUAUAGAAUGAGGGUAACAGCCAUGCCUAUUUUAGACAGUUGUGAAGCUUGAUUCUGCUGACCCUUAUAAACAGAAGGGCACCUGGCCCAGGGGCGACUUGUGAGUUUGUUGCUGUACAUCAUUAUUAGAGGUACAGGACCUGGUGCCCACUCAGGCUUCCCUCCUUAGAAGAGUAGAGUGCUUGUGGAAUAGGGUCAAAGGUCAACAAGACUGGGGACAGGUGCUGGGGUGGAGGGAUAUUCCUGUCUAACCAGCUCCCUUCCCAGCUGCCCAUGCUUCACUCAGCUGACCCUGGGGGUGGGAUUGCCCUGGCCCAGCCUCUCCCCACCCACAGCACCAGCCCUUCUUCCCAGACUCUGGGCACAUAGUCCCAGGUCAGAUUUCCUCCCCAAGUGCCCUGACACCUCCCAUCCCCACAUUUUUCUCCUACCUCAGUCUGCCAGAAAUAGCCUCCAAAAUCCCCUUCAAUUAUAGCCAAGCCAAAAGGCCCCUCCUGGGAAAACGAUAUCAUUCCCUUCCCAUCAAGGAUCAUAGGAACAAAAUGGA